GCCGCCAUCUUGGUAGGGGCAGACAUCGCCGCCAUCUUGGUAGAGGUGGAGUUUGCUGAGGCGGGGAGCGACCAUGGGUUUGAAGAUUUACUUCUGCGGGAGCAUCAGGGGCGGGCGGCAGGACGUGGAAAUCUACCACAGGAUCAUCAGCUGCUUAAAGACGUUCGGCCAAGUUCUCACAGAGCAUGUUGGCGGCGUGCACUUGCUGGAACAAGGUGAGGAGCUGAAGACAGGAGAUAAAUAUAUCCACGACCGGGACUUGGACUGGCUGCAUGAAGCUGAUGUGAUUGUGGCUGAGGUGACACAGCCGUCCCUAGGAGUCGGCUAUGAGAUCGGAAGAGGCGUAGCACUGAACAAGCGGAUCCUGUGUCUGUUCCGGUCAGCAUCUAAUCGAGUGCUGUCAGCAAUGAUCCGGGGAGCGGAGAAUGGCAGUGACUUUCACGUGGAGGACUACGCAGAAGAGACAGUGGAGAGGAUCUUACAACAGUAUUUCCAGAUUCCAAGCAACUGCAAGCACCUGAGUGACACUGUGACUAACUAAAGAAGGAAAUAAGGAUUAAUCUGGAGCCUGCACUUGUGAUUUCAAAUACAAAAAUAUUUUUCAA
Messenger RNA from Callorhinchus milii (elephant shark), 605 nucleotides. RefSeq names its product 2'-deoxynucleoside 5'-phosphate N-hydrolase 1 (gene dnph1). The record is from RefSeq and is a predicted model, not a curated record. Gene Ontology annotation, molecular function: 5-hydroxymethyl-dUMP N-hydrolase activity. NCBI's taxonomy places the organism in Eukaryota, Metazoa, Chordata, Chondrichthyes, Chimaeriformes, Callorhinchidae. Gene Ontology annotation, biological process: deoxyribonucleoside monophosphate catabolic process. Gene Ontology annotation, cellular component: nucleus. The coding region runs from base 74 to 541 and encodes 155 amino acids. The transcript is spliced from 4 exons.